GGAGGCGGCAGAUGACGAGGCCAUGCAGGAAGUUGACGAUCCCGCGGCAGAGGACGACGCCAAUGAAGAACAAGAUGGAGAGGAAGAAGCGGAGGAUGAAGGAGAGGAGGCCAAACCGAAAUUCAAGCCAUUUAUCAUGCCCAACCUCAUCCCUCCUAAGAUCCCAGAUGGAGAGAAGGUGGAUUUUGAUGAUAUACAUCGUAAAAGGAUGGAGAAAGACCUGAUGGAGCUCCAGACUUUGAUCGAGGUUCACUUUGAGAGCAGAAAGAAGGAAGAACAUGACAUUGUUCAUCUCAAGGACCGGAUUGACAAGCGUCGCGCCGAGCGAGCAGAGCAGCAACGAAUCCGGAGUGAGAGAGAUAAAGAGCGACAGAAGCGCCUUGAGGAUGAGAGAACUCGCAAGGAGGACGAGGAGGCCAAGAGGAGAGCAGAUGAGGAUGCGAAGAAGAAGAAAACCCUCACCAGCCUCCACUUUGGAGGUUACAUGCAGAAGUUGACCGAAAAACGCAGCGGUAAGAGGCAGACUGAGAGAGAGAAGAAGAAGAAAAUCCUGAGUGACAGACGCAAAUCUCUGGACAUCGAAAACUUGAGCCUGGACCAACUCAAGGAGAAAGCCAAAGAGCUGUGGGAGUGGAUGCAGCAGCUGGAGGCCGAAAAGUUUGAUCUGCAGUACCAGAUCACCGGCCAGAAAUACGAGAUCAAUGUGCUGAGGAACCGAGUCAGCGACCACCAGAAAACGUCCAAAAGGACCAAAAGAGGCCUGAGGAAAUAACUGCAGACGUGCAGAGUGAGCGGUGCAUCCAUGAGGCCCCUCCUGCAGCCGACCGCCUCAAACCAAGCCGCAUGCUUCCCCCAGUUAUUUAUCCACACGUUCUGCUCCGUCUCACUCCUUUUUUUUAUUACCAUUAAAUUAGAUCAUCUGGUGUUUGAGGGUAUGAAUGAAUAAAACCUUGACGUUAUUACAUAAAUACAUUUGUUUCGCUCUUCUAGACUUCUAGAGUGUGGACGAAUGAGUUUACUGGCACUCAAAGGUCCAAAGAGUAAAAAUACAUGAAUGCAGAAAGCCUGGAGCAAGUACAGGAAGAGACAGGUGCUGACAUGACUGUCAACGCCCAGACCUCCACCCGACAGACACAAACACUAAAGAGAAUGAAUCAUUUCAAUUUUAACCAAAAUCCAGGUGGGAAAUAAACAGACGUUCUGCCUUUCAACCAGUGAAUCUACAGUGAAUCAUAAAACUAAACUCAAAGCAAAGAUCUUGGAUUUGAUCAUUUGGCCAGAAUUGACUAUCUGAAUUAAUUAAAAACACACUUGGUGAUAUCUGA
This is a messenger RNA of Gasterosteus aculeatus aculeatus (three-spined stickleback), 1325 nucleotides long. It is a transcript of the gene tnnt2a, whose product is annotated as troponin T type 2a (cardiac). Gene Ontology annotation, molecular function: troponin C binding; tropomyosin binding; troponin I binding. The record is from RefSeq and is a predicted model, not a curated record. Gene Ontology annotation, biological process: regulation of muscle contraction; cardiac muscle contraction; sarcomere organization. Gene Ontology annotation, cellular component: troponin complex. NCBI's taxonomy places the organism in Eukaryota, Metazoa, Chordata, Actinopteri, Perciformes, Gasterosteidae.